Molecule: messenger RNA, 1638 nt
Organism: Emys orbicularis (European pond turtle)
Lineage: Eukaryota; Metazoa; Chordata; Testudines; Emydidae
Product: poly [ADP-ribose] polymerase 2-like
Exons: 12
Coding region: 1-1590 (529 amino acids)
Biological process (GO): double-strand break repair; protein poly-ADP-ribosylation
Cellular component (GO): nucleolus
Molecular function (GO): NAD+ poly-ADP-ribosyltransferase activity; NAD+-protein mono-ADP-ribosyltransferase activity
Source: RefSeq, a predicted model, not a curated record
AUGGAGUCCCCGGCCUACAAGACGGUUCUGGCCUUGGGCCGGUUCAAGGUGCGGAAGCUCCAGACGGGCCCCGCCCUGGACAAAGGCAAGGAGGGGGCAAGGCCCCAGCCGUGCCCCCCGGCCCCGUCCAUGGAGGGCUCUGGCCAGGCGGAUGAGGGGGGCUCCCUCUCGGCUCCCCCGGACUACGCGACCACAAUGGACGUCAGCCCCUGCUAUGAGUUCUACGCCCAGUCGGCCCCCCCUGGGCGGGCCCGCAAGAGUCGCCCCUCGCUGGAGGAGCUGCGCAACGUGGUGAGCACUGGGGGCACUGUGUGGAUGGGGCGGCCGGGCCAGCACGCGCUGGUGUCCUGCGCUGGGGACCUUGCCCAGGCCAAGGAGAUCUUCACUAAGAAGUUCCUCGACAAGACCAAAAACCACUGGGCCGAGCGGUGCAACUUCCAGAAAGUGCCUGGCAAGUACGACCUGCUGCACAUGGACAGCCAGCCCCCCGCCGCAGAGCCAAGCUGCGCGGGGGGGCCCCAGCCCAAACCAGCCUCACGACUAGACCCCCGAGUGCAGGCGCUGCUGGGGCUGAUCUGCGACCUGCAGGCCAUGGAGGAGAUGGUGCUGGAGAUGAAGUAUGACACCAAGAAGGCCCCUCUCGGGAAGCUGACGGUGGAGCAGAUCCGUGCUGGGUUCCAGUCACUGCAGAAGGUGGAGGCGGUUCUGCGGGCCGGGGACACUGGAUGGGCCCUGCUGGAAGCCUGCAACGAGUUCUACACCCGUGUGCCCCAUGACUUUGGGCUUCAGCCACCCCCAUUGAUCCGGACGUGGCAGGAGCUUCAGGAGAAGGUGCAGCUGCUGGAGGCCCUGGGCGAGAUCCAGAUCGCCGUCAAGCUGGCGCGCUUGGAGCUGCAUGGCCAGGAGCACCCGCUGGACCGGAGCUACCGCACACUGGGCUGUGAGCUCCACCCCCUGGAGCGGGACUCUGCCCACUUCCAGGUGCUGGAGCGGUACCUGCUCUCCACCCACGCGCCCACCCACCGUGACUACUCCAUGGAGCUGCUGGAGGCUUUCACCCUGCGCCGGGCCGGCGAGCCCCCCUUCCGCGCCAGCCUGCCCAACCGGACGUUGCUGUGGCAUGGCUCCCGGCUGGGCAACUGGGUGGGGAUCCUGAGCCAGGGGCUGCGAGUGGCGCCCCCUGAGGCCCCCGUCACCGGCUACAUGUUUGGGAAGGGCAUCUACUUCGCAGACAUGUCGUCCAAGAGCGCCAAUUACUGCUUCGCCUCGCGCCAGCGCGACGUGGGCCUGCUGCUGCUGUGCGAGGUGGCCCUGGGUGAGUGCCAGGAGCUGCUGGAGGCGAAUGCCGAGGCCGGGAAGCUGCCGCCCGGGAAGCACAGCACCAAGGGGCUGGGGAAGCUGGCACCCGCUCCCACCAAUAGCAUCAUGCUGGAUGGGGCCGCAGUGCCGCUGGGCCCAGCCGUGGAGAUGGGCGUGACGAACCCCCAUGGCUACACCCUCAACUACAACGAGUUCGUCGUCUACGACCCGGGUCAGGUGCGGAUGCGCUACCUGCUCCAAGUGCGCUUCAGCUUUGCCCCGCUGUGGUGACAAGCCCCCCCGGUCGGGAGACACCCCUCUCCCCCGGGACUCCUGUGG